This is a messenger RNA of Cercospora beticola, 1406 nucleotides long. RefSeq names its product NAD(P)-dependent oxidoreductase. Gene Ontology annotation, molecular function: NADP binding; oxidoreductase activity, acting on the CH-OH group of donors, NAD or NADP as acceptor; NAD binding. The record is from RefSeq and is a predicted model, not a curated record. NCBI's taxonomy places the organism in Eukaryota, Fungi, Ascomycota, Dothideomycetes, Mycosphaerellales, Mycosphaerellaceae.
GCAGAGUAAAGGAUCGACUCUACAAUGACAUCCCCUCUGGCAUUGGACUUCUGCCCCUCGUCCGAAAUCGCAGGGCAUGAUGGCAUGGCGUAGGCAUUUAUUCGUGUUCAGCGUAGGAGAGCACCCUGGACCAAAUUUCCUCACUUUUCUGCCUUGACAUUGGUUUUUGCAUAUCACUACCCAUACAGCCUAGAUUUCCAGCAACAUGCCUCCUACCACGAACGGGCAAGCACCUGCAGUAAAAAAUGUUGGAUACAUCGGCCUCGGGAAUGCAGGCUUCAGCAUGGCCUCGAAUCUGCCCAAAGCCGGCUACCAUGUAGUCGUGCACGACGUGAACGAGGCACAAGUCCAGAAGGCUGUCUCGGAAUGGCCAAACACCACUGCUGCGAAUGGGAAAGCAGAGGCGUUUGCGGAUUGCGAGGUUAUUGUUACCAUGCUUCCGCAAGGCAAGAUCGUGAGAGAAGUGCUUCUCGGCAAAGACAACUUUGCUCGAUGCUUGAAGCCAGGUACAAUCAUCAUCGACACCUCCUCAUCCUCUCCCUUCGAUACAAUCGCCCUCGGCAAAGAACUCGCGGAACACCAACUCGAACUCGUCGACUCACCCAUCACCCAGACCUACAUGCACGCCACCGACGGCGGCGAAUCCACCCUCAUAGUCGGCGCCGACUCUCCCGCCGUCUUCGCCAAAGCCGAGCCCAUCAUUCGCACCAUGGCACGCUACGUCUUCCACAUGGGAAAACUCGGCAACGGCCACGCGAUGAAAACGUUGAAUAACUACAUCAUGGCAUCCUCCAUCUGCGCCUUAAGCGAUAGCUUGGUAACAGGACAAAAAUACGGCUUAGACCCAAAGCAAAUGAUCGAUGUCUUGAACGUAGGGACAGGCGUAUGCUUCCCUACAUUAGAUACAUUCCGAAGAGAUGGCUUGACAGGGCGGUAUAAUUCUGGUUUUGGGCUGGCGUUGUUGGUCAAAGAUCUGGGGAUCACAGAGGAUUUCAUGCAGUAUAAUGGGUUUGAAACAGAAUUACCUGGUUUGACCAGGAGGUAUUUGGGGGAUGCGCUUAAGGAGGUGGAGCAGAAUGCGGAUCAUACGAAGGCUUUGGUCGGGUGGGAGAAGAGGAGUGGGGUGACGUUGCAGAGGCCGAAGGAGGUGGAGGAUAUUCCGAAGGAGGAUUUUGAACAUCGGUUGAAGGGGUUGAAUCGGUCGAGGGAUAUUUAGAGGGGGCGGACGAGGAGAGCUAGUUCCAUACGCGGCCCAGAGUAGAAGAAAGAAGAUGUAUUCCUUGACUUACUCUCGCCUGUAGGCGUCACUCAAUGUCGUGCUGCCAUUCAUCGUGCUUUGACAAACCUUGACUAGUCGGCAUAAGCCGUUCAAUCGCAUCUGGUCCAUUUUGCGUCAAGAUGAAUGG